CAGCGAAACGUUGGUGGAGGUUUGUGACCGUUAUGAAGCAACUCUCCGUAUCACCCGCUAGCUAAAUAAAACGCCGAAAUGUUCUUGUUUUAAAGGAGAUAAAAUCACUCGACAUUAUGUAUAUUUAAUUUACAUCUUACCGUCGUCGUCUUCCCUCUAACUGAACGGUGAACACCGGCAGUGAACCGACGUUACCGGGGGGAGUGUUGACGGUGUGACACCAGCCUGGAGAACAAGACGCCGAUCGCAUCUCUUCACUGUGAAUUUGUUUUAGCUCCAUUCUCCAUCUAAUUAUUUACGUUUUAUCCAUCGUAAAUGAGUUGCAGAGGAGACAGCGACGAUGACAGCUGCAGUAAACGGAGAGUCGCGUACGUGUACAGCCCGGAGUACAUCGAGACUUGCGACAGUUUAUCCAAAGUGCCAAACCGGGCAAGUAUGGUCCACUCCCUGAUAGAAGCCUAUGGACUCCUUCAAAACAUGAGCACAAUUAAACCUCAACUGGCCACCAUCGAGGAAAUGGCCAAGUUCCACACUGACUCGUACCUGGAGCAUCUUCACAAGAUCAGCCAAGAUGGCGACAACGACGACCCCCAGUCGGUCGACUACGGCCUUGGUUAUGACUGUCCAGUGGUGGAGGGGAUAUUUGAGUACGCUGCAGCAGUAGGGGGCGCUACACUGACAGCCGCCCAGUGUCUGCUGGACCAGAAGUGUGACGUUGCCAUCAACUGGGCAGGCGGUUGGCACCAUGCAAAGAAGGACGAGGCGUCAGGCUUCUGUUAUGUGAACGAUGCUGUUCUGGGAAUCCUCCGACUGAGGGAGAAAUACGAGAGAGUCCUCUACGUGGACGUUGACCUGCAUCACGGAGAUGGCGUGGAAGAUGCCUUCAGCUUCACAUCCAAAGUCAUGACCGUCUCUCUGCACAAGUUCUCUCCUGGAUUCUUCCCAGGCACGGGUGAUGUGUCUGACACGGGGCUGGGUAAAGGCCGUUGGUACGCCGUGAAUGUCCCGCUGGAGGACGGCAUCAAAGAUGACAGAUACUACCAGAUUUUUACCAGUGUGAUGCAGGAAGUGCAAGCGCACUUCAACCCUGAAGCACUGGUGAUGCAGCUGGGUGCCGACACAAUGGCGGGCGACCCUAUGUGCUCCUUCAACAUGACACCAGUGGGGGUGGGCAAGUGUCUGCAGUAUGUCUUAGGGUGGCAGCUACCUACACUGCUGCUGGGAGGAGGAGGUUAUAACUUGGCUAAUACGGCUCGUUGUUGGACCUACCUGACGGCAGUAGUGCUGGGAAAGACUCUUUCCUCUGAGAUACCAGACCACGAGUUUUUUACAGAGUACGGCCCUGACUACUCGCUGGAGAUAAGUCCAAGCUGUCGACCAGACCGCAACGACAGCAAACACCUGGACCAAGUCAUCAGCACCAUCAAAGGGAAUUUAAAGAAUGUGGUUUAGGAGUCAGCAGCCUCCUCCUCCUCCACACACACACACACACACACACACACACACACACACACCCACCAUGUUUCCAAACCAGGUCGAUGCUCGGCGGCUUUAAUGAAGACAAUAUGGAGCGGACCCCUUCGGCCCUGAGGCACGGAGCAAACGAGGGAGGGAUGAAGGCAGCAAAAUGAGAGCGAGUGAGGGUUUUUGGAAAACAUUAGCUGAGUGUUUCCAGGGGAAAACAGCUUAAUAGAGGGAGGGGGGGGGGGGGACAAUGUUCAGUGUUUGCUGUUUUUAAUCAUUUGUUUUUUUGGAAAAGGUACAUGUGUGUGAAUGAGAGGGUUUGUGGUGAGUUCAGCAAGGGCUUGUAAAAAUGAAUUACAGCAUUUUUUUCAGUGCACCCAGAGUUUUUGGUAUCAAGGGAUGCGUUUGUGUACAUCCCAUCAGUCAGAGAGAUUGUAAACUAAACAGAAAAACAGAUUUUUGCAGGCGUCCGGUUUCAUGUUCACCCUGGUGCUGCUGUGAUUUCAGCCCCCUGAGGACAGAAAAUCACUAAAACAGACAAAAGGGUUCCCCAAAGGCCUCGUUAUACUUGUAAAAACUCCUGGGUUUCUGAACAGGUCCGGAAAUUCCUGAAAAGUACAUUAAAUUAAUUCUCUUGUCUUGAGAAACUUGGAAAGUUUACAAAUAAACAGUCUGGAAAAGUUUGCAAAAUAGCCGGUUACACAUUGUGGAAGUUGAUUUGCUCGGGCACAUUGUUUUGACCGCUGGGCAAAAUCUGCAAAUUAAACAUCUGGACAGAGUUUGGAAUUUUAAAUGGAAAAUAUGCAGGGAAAGUUAAAAACUUUUUUCCAUAGACAGACAAUAAAAAAGAUUACAUGAACUUUUGGAGGAUUUUAGAUAAAAGCAGCAGUCUGGCUCGACAGGAGAAGAAAGCAAAAUCAAUUUAUUUCAGGUCAUUAAAUAAACAGGACUGGAAACGUUUGAAGGUCACUACAAAGUUCUGUAUGAUUCCUAGCUGUAGCAUCACAUUUGUCAAUGUGUUUAACUUCCAUUAUACCUUUUGUCAUUGACUGAUAUCUUGGGAAUCUGUGGGAACUUUAAAAAAGCAAGAAUUGGUGGAGCCCAGUCUGCAGUAUAAACAAUUCCUCUGUUAAAAAAAAUAAACAAAACGUGAUCUGCACUGUUGCUAUAAUGUCUCCAAGGUUAUCUGCAAAGUAAAUGUAUAGUUUGUAGGUUUUUGUUUUUAAAACUCAUCGCAGAAAAUCGCAGUUUCAUUCUUUAAUGUAGGUCAUUAAGAUGCCUAAAACGACUCUAAACAUAGAUGCAAAGUGCAUCUGUUUAGUCCCAUGUCUGUAGAAGUUUGGAAAAACAGAAAAAUCUUGUUUAAUCCCCCCAGCUGUAGUGUUUGUGAUGUGGCACGCUAGUCACAUCGCACAGCUUUAACUGCUUCACAUCAAACUGAACAGCGACCAGAUCCUCCUAAUGAAGCUGAGGCACAUGUGGGGUUUUGACACAAGUGGAAAAACAAGUGAAGGCUCAGCGUUGGUAGCAACGCAGAAAUGUUUGGAAAAUGAAUUGGAUCCAUUUUUGAAUUUGGGAUUGCACUAACUCUGAAAAAAAUCCCAAUCCCGUUGUUAGGAGCCAAAUUGCCUUUUAAAAAGUUCAUUUCUGAUUUUAGAAAUAGUCGUUUUGCAAACUCAUCGUCCAACUUUCAGCCCCAACCAUAACCCUACAGUUUUAAACUACAUCUUCCAUAUUUGUUCAAACUCCAUCCACUGGAAGAUUUGAUCAAAAGCUCUGGAAAAAGCUAGAAGGUGGCCCUUGAGUAAAGAUUGUUUGUCAGACUAUAAUAAUUGUGGUAACUAAAAUCAGUUGUAAAGCAUUUAAAUCCAUUAUUAUUUAGUUCUGAAGAUUCAAAGAUCAGUUCUAGUCUUUUUUUGUCAUUUUGUUUGUAUCUUUCUUGCAAAUGUUUUAAAAGUUUGAAAAUCCUGCCCUAUCUUUCACAUUUAACAGGCUACGGGCGGUUUUAAAUGUAACUUCCACCACAAUGUUUAAUUCCCAAUAUAUGUAAGUUACAAUACUGUUCACAAAACUGUAAACUCACUGUCAUUUAACAAAAAUCAAACAUGAAAUCUUGCACAGGAAUAUUUUAGCAAAUUAAUCUAUCAUAUUGUUGCAUGGAAACUGUUUCCUUUUUUAUGUUUAUGCAUUUGUGCAACUUUUUAUUUUUAACUGUUGCCAUGUUUUCAUGUACAUACCACAGGCGUUUGUUGAAAUAAAAGACAGGAGAGCA
Messenger RNA from Micropterus dolomieu (smallmouth bass), 3736 nucleotides. RefSeq names its product histone deacetylase 8 (gene hdac8). The record is from RefSeq and is a predicted model, not a curated record. Bases 316 to 1452 code for a protein of 378 amino acids. Lineage: Eukaryota; Metazoa; Chordata; Actinopteri; Centrarchiformes; Centrarchidae. The transcript is spliced from 11 exons. Gene Ontology annotation, molecular function: histone deacetylase activity.